This is a messenger RNA of Merops nubicus (carmine bee-eater), 929 nucleotides long. Its product is annotated as netrin-4-like. Gene Ontology annotation, molecular function: protein binding. The transcript has 4 exons. The record is from RefSeq and is a predicted model, not a curated record. The annotation marks the transcript as partial. Lineage: Eukaryota; Metazoa; Chordata; Aves; Coraciiformes; Meropidae.
CAGCUCGGAUGGGACCUGGCACAACGAAGCACCUCCCUUCCAGGCUGUACUCAACGAGAGCGAGCCCACCUGGGGCUGGGAGGAUGAGCAGGGCUUCUCAGCACUCCGGCACUCCGGUAAAUGCGAAUGUAAAGAGCAAGUUUUAGGGAAUCCCAAGGUCUUCUGUGGGAUGAAGUACACCUAUGUGAUCAAGACAAAAAUCUUGUCAGCUCAUGACAAAGGCUCCCAUGCAGAAGUCAAUGUGAAGAUCAAAAAAGUCUUGAAAUCUACAAAGCUGAAGAUCCUCCGGGGCAAGAGGACGCUCUACCCUGAAUCCUGGACUAACAGAGGCUGCACUUGUCCCAUCCUCAAUCCUGGCUUGGAGUACCUCGUGGCAGGACACGAGGAUGUCCGAACGGGCAGACUCAUCGUCAACAUGAAAAGUUUUGUCCACCAAUGGAAGUCGGCUCUUGGAAGAAAGGUCUUGGAGAUUUUGAAAAGAGACUGCAACUAGAGGUGCGUGACUGCCUAGGGCAUUUUUUUAUGCACAAAAUGCAACAGACUUCACAGAGAGAAGACCUCUAGGAUGAAAACUGGAAUGUAAGAAAAUAGUGCCAAAAUGCAUAGCGAGGCAGAGUUGUAGGCACUGUGUAAUUUAACCCUUCCUGGCCAAUGUUAUUUCACUCACCUGUAGCUUCCUAGCCAGGGGCUCGCUUGAGCCCGGCUCAUCAUUACCUUGAGGGAAAUGAAAGGAAGGGUGGAUGCUUGUCUCACUCCAGUGCAAUGUUGGAGUAAAUCCUAUGAAGCCACUGAUCACCCCAGACCAAAUUGCCAUCCUAGAGAGGGAAAGUGUGUCCACGAGCUACAGCUGAAAAGCUGGACACUGCCACCAGCAUGGAUUCUGAGUGACUAGCAGAGGCUCCUGGAGGAUGCUGUGGGGAAGGUGAUGG